AUGAGAAACUUUCAGAAUGUACAACCACAGUACUUUACCAUCAUACUCAGCAUAAGACAUUGCCAUCAACAUCAGCAUCAACGAAACAAUAUCAAUAAUGGCAAACCGAAAUUUCCGCAUUGUUGUUGCCGCAGUUUUUGGCUCAAGUUACAAAGCUUUUCAAACAAUACUUUUGUUAGUCUAAUUUCAGUGUUUUUACAUCAACAAAAUUCCUCGACUGAGAAAUUUACUCAAAUCGUAUUCAUGAAAGGAUUGAAACCAACCCACAAGCUCAAGUGA
Messenger RNA from Clunio marinus, 279 nucleotides. The record is from the annotation of a GenBank genome assembly. Lineage: Eukaryota; Metazoa; Arthropoda; Insecta; Diptera; Chironomidae.